GCAGGCUCACCAUUAAAAAAGGAAAUGUCUUUGCGUGUAUCCUGCGUUACGUGGAAACCCAGGGUUUGGGGAACGUAUCAGUGUGGGAAGGCAAGCUGUGUGCCUGACACUUCACUGCCAGCCAUAGUCACCCAACGACCAUCAUGGACAAAACAUCCCAGCAUCUGGGUCAGCUGCUAGCUGCUAUCAAGGAAGGUAGCGCUACUAAAGCGGUUUCACUCCUGCAUAAUCUUGAAGGUUCACUACCAAAUAUCGAGUCUCAGUCGUGGCUACAUUUGGCUGUAAAUGCUCCGUUCAACAAUCGUCGACUGUUACGACUGUUUCUGGAGGAAGGAGUCUCCCCUGAAACGACUGACAGUUCUGGAACCACGGUUCUUCAUUUGUCGGCGAAGAAAGGUAAAGUCGCAUGUAUUCAGGAGCUAAUACGAUGGAAUGCGAACGUUGACAGCAGGGACAGUAAGGGUCAAACUCCAAUGCAUUACUUGGCCCGUAACAACCACGGUAGCACAGUAGCCUGUAUGCAACAUCUGCUGCAGGCUGGGGCUUCCCGUGACGCUACCACCACCAUGGGCUUCACUCCUCUACAUAUUGCAUCAGAAAGUGGCAAUGUUAUCGCUGCCAGAGCACUCCUGACUGCUGGAGCUGGUCACAGUUCAAUCGACGCACGAGGAAGGACGCCUCUGCAUUUAGCGUCAACUACGAAAAUGGCGGAGACUCUGCUGUCUGCCGGAGCUAACGUGACGUGCGAGGACGGCGAGGGUCACACACCUCUGGACAGAGCCAUCAAGCACUUCCCAGAUAUCGUCCCAACACUUCUGGGCGCCGGAGUAGCCGUCCAAGGUGACCCUCAGGAUAGAGACCUUCGUGUCUUUUUCCACCUUAAUAUUAUCAGUGGGGGUCAAGGAAGCGAAGUGAAUCUGCUUAAAUCUAUGACGCUUCUUGGUCAUCAGGAGCUUUUAAAGCAUCCUCUGUGUGAAACAUUUAUGCAUCUGAAAUGGCAACGCGUCAGCAAAUUCUUUUAUACAAGGUCCUUAAUUUUCUUUGCUAUGAUUAUUUUAUUUUCGUCAGACUUGUAUUUCAAUCUCCCUCUACCUCUUGUUGACAACUCCAAGCUGGAUUCUAAAUAUGCUAACCAAUCUGAAGUAAAUAAAGGACUGGAGGAUAUAUAUCGCCGGUUUACGAUGGUGGGAAUCCCUCGCGUAAUGUCGACUGUCCUCUUGCUGGUAGUGACAGCCAGAGCCAUAGUGGAGAUGGUCACGCUGAAGACGCAGUACUGGAAGAAUGUGGAGCGGUGGGUGGAGGUGGGAUUCCUCUUGAGUGCCGCGGUGCUACUGGUUUACCGCGACGACGAGCGGGGUUGGCAGCGACACCUGGGCGCCAUCUCCGUCGUCCUCGGGUGGUAUAAGGUCACCCUCCUGGUCGGCCACAUGCCUGCUGUUGGUAUCUACGUCCACAUGUUUCAGGCGGUAGCAGGGAGAGUGUUGAUCUUCUCCCUCGUCUAUGCAUCUCUCUUCGUGGGCUUCGCUCUCAGUUUCCAUCUGGUGUUCUCCGGUUAUCCCUUCCAGAGGGCGGACAACCUCAUACCCAAAACACUGGCCAUGAUGGUCGGGGAGCUCGACUACGCUAGGCUCUUCGGCGCUGAUGAUGUGCGCGCUCCAGAUUACUUGGAUCGUACAGCCCAGAUAGUGUUUGUGGUGUUUGUGGUGGUGAUCACUGUGGUCACUACCAACCUCCUGGUGGGCCUGGCAGUACAGGACAUUCAUCAGCUGGAGAACAAGGCGAGCGUGUACCGCUUGGCUCUCACGGUGGAACAAGAGGCCAACGUAGAAGAAAUUCUGAAUAUGAAGCUGAUGGCGUGCCUGUUGCCCCAUCGCUUCUUGAACUGGCUCAAGCUACAAUGUUCCCUGCUGGGUUGCCUCCCCCACCGCCCUCUUCCCUUCCUCACCACCGGAUACAACGCUACUAACUACAUUCUCUCUGCCUGGUGGAUCAGCAAACUUGUGGGUACACAACAUCUGAGCAACAUGUCCCAGUACAACAUCUUCGUGUGCCCAAACCACUCAGAAACACCCGGCCGAGUGUAUGACUGUCUAGAAGAGAAUAACAUGUCAAUUGACUCGAUGGAAAAGUCCCCAGACGUGGCCAGGGACACCCCCUACAAGCUGCCCAACUCUCUGCUGGAGAACGUGAAGCAAAUGAUCAAGAACGGCAGCUACACGAAGCCUUGCGACGUUGAGAGGUUGCAGGAGGAGGAACCUGAGGACUACGCUGAGGAAGACCAACUUCAAGACAUACGGAAAUCCAUCUCCUUUCUCUCACAAGUUCUCCAGAAUAGAAACAUUGAGGAUGACCUGUAAAACCUUCUGUAUGCACACCUGUUUAUAAUUGUGAAUCAAGAUGUCAUCAAUCAGUGAUACAUCAACUUGGUUAAAGUUCUUCACCGAGGCUGGAAUCCCAGCGGGAGAAGCAACUAAUUAUGCCAUCAUCUUCACCGACAAUCGUAUUAAACAAGAUAUGCUUAUGGAUC
Messenger RNA from Procambarus clarkii (red swamp crayfish), 2527 nucleotides. Its product is annotated as transient receptor potential channel pyrexia. Gene Ontology annotation, cellular component: membrane. The record is from RefSeq and is a predicted model, not a curated record. Gene Ontology annotation, molecular function: monoatomic ion channel activity; protein binding. Gene Ontology annotation, biological process: monoatomic ion transport; transmembrane transport. NCBI's taxonomy places the organism in Eukaryota, Metazoa, Arthropoda, Malacostraca, Decapoda, Cambaridae.